UUCUUCAUGCUCACUGAUCAAAAUACACCCCCCUGCAUAAGACCCCGGGAGACGGGAGGGAGGGAGAGAGACGAACUUCCCAGGGGCUCCCUAGCAGGGCUCGCCGCAGCGCUACUGCCUGGGUUAUGCCCACUCGCUCGCCCUCUCCUCUCAGUGACAUUGCCCUGGGGACAGCUGCUGCCAUCUAACGUUUCCCUUUAGGGUUUGGCUUCCACUGUGGGAGGGGAGGGGGGUGACACACAGCGCACCUCGGUUUCCAAGCAAGCCAGAGAGCGCGGAAGCGGGGCGAAAGAAGCGAGAGGCAGCGAGAGGGAUCCCCCUCCUCUCCACCCCACUUUCACCCCCUCCUUGCCGAGUGGAUGCCAAGCCCUGGCCUUCCCACUUCCAAGCACUUUCUAGCCGGACCUCCGGAUCCAGCUAGAGGGAGAGAAACUUUGGUGGCUUUGCAGCGCUCUUCCUGCCCCUUCAGCAGCAGCAGCAGCAUGAAAUCAGCAGAGGAAGAACACUAUAAUUAUGCAUCUUCAAAUAUAAAUGCCGGUUUGCCUCUAAAUGUGGCACAUUCCUCAUUGUCAACUGCAUGUCAUGGCCUUCAGACAUCCAAUCCUGUCAUUUCAAUUGUCCCAUCAACAAAUCAUCCUUCUGGAUAUGGAGGACACAUUGAUGGUGGGGCCUCUGGAUAUUAUCUGUCUCCAAAUGUCAGACCUAAUGGAGCUCCAGCAUUAGAAAGCCCCAGAAUUGAGAUAACCUCGUAUCCGGGACUGCAUCAUAAUAACAACCAGUUUUUCCAUGAUGCUGAGGUUGAGGAAGCUAUCCCAAAUGCCAAGCGAUCACCUUCUACUGCCACUUUGAAUUUACCAAACAUUGAGGCUUACAGAGACCCAUCUUGCUUGAGUCCAGCAAGUAGUUUGUCUUCCAGAAGUUGCAAUUCUGAAGCUUCCUCCUAUGAAUCCAAUUAUUCUUAUCCUUAUACUUCGCCCCAGACAUCUCCAUGGCAGUCCCCAUGUGUGUCUCCUAAGACCACUGACACUGAGGAAGGAUAUCAACGCAGUAUGGUGGCCUGUACUUUGCUUAAUUCACCAAGACAUUCUCCAUCUACGUCUCCCAGAACAAGCAUUACAGAGGAAAACUGGCUAAGUGCUCGCAACUCAAGACCAUCUUCUCCCUGUAACAAAAGAAAAUACAGCCUAAAUGGUAGGCAGACCUCUUACUCACCACACCACUCUCCGACACCUUCUCCUCAGAGUUCUCCUCGGGUUAGUGUAACUGAUGAUACAUGGCUGGGAAACACUAACCAGUAUACCAGUUCUGCUAUAGUUGCAGCUAUCAAUGCCCUUACCACUGACAGCACAAUAGACAUGAAUGAUGGGAUUCCUAUUAAAUCUAGGAAGACUGCAAUAGAUCAUACUCCAUCCAUGACUCUCAAGACUGAACCAAGUGGUGAAGAUCAUGGGACCAUAUCACCAACUGCUGAUUUAUCACCAGAAGAGUUUUCUGGGUUUCAGCACAUCAGGAAAGGAAACUUCUGUGAUCAGUACCUUUCCGUGCCACAGCAUCCAUACCAAUGGGCCAAACCAAAGUCUCUGUGUCCUACAUCAUACAUGAGCCCAUCCCUGCCUGCCCUUGAUUGGCAGUUGCCAUCUCACUCAGGACCUUAUGAACUUCGGAUUGAAGAGCAGCCCAAAUCCCAUCACAGAGCUCAUUAUGAGACGGAGGGGAGUCGAGGGGCUGUGAAGGCAUCUGCUGGGGGACAUCCUGUUGUGCAGCUACACGGUUACUUAGAAAGUGAGCCGCUCACGCUACAGCUGUUCAUUGGGACUGCAGACGACCGCCUGCUGAGACCUCAUGCCUUCUACCAGGUUCAUCGAAUCACAGGGAAGACUGUUUCCACCACCAGCCAUGAAACAAUACUUUCCAACACCAAAGUCUUGGAAAUUCCACUUCUACCAGAAAGCAAGAUGAAAGCAAUCAUUGACUGCGCUGGAAUAUUAAAACUUAGAAAUUCAGAUAUUGAACUACGAAAAGGAGAAACAGACAUCGGAAGGAAGAAUACACGAGUGCGGCUGGUCUUCCGAGUUCACAUCCCACAAUCCAAUGGGAGAACUCUGUCUCUACAAGUAGCGUCCAACCCUAUUGAGUGUUCUCAAAGAUCUGCCCAGGAACUGCCUUUGGUGGAGAAGCAAAGUGCUGACAGCUUUCCUGUGAUUGGAGGGAAAAAAAUUAUACUGUCUGGCCAUAACUUUCUACAAGACUCCAAAGUCAUCUUUGUGGAGAAAGCUCCAGAUGGUCACCAUGUGUGGGAAAUGGAAGCCAAAACCGACAAAGAAAUGUGCAAACCAAAUUCAUUGGUGGUGGAGAUACCACCUUUCCGCAAUCAGAGAAUUACCAGUCCCGUUCAGGUCAAUUUCUAUGUCUGCAACGGAAAGCGAAAGAGAAGCCAGUACCAGCUAUUCACCUAUCUUCCUGCUAAUGUUCCAAUUAUAAAAACAGAACCCAGUGAUGACUAUGAGCCUGCUCAAACCUGUGGACCAAUGACCCAAGGAUUAAAUCCUCUCUCUAAACCAUACUACAGCCAGCAGAUCAUGAUGCCUCCUGAUCCUGGUUCGUGCCUUGUGGCUGGCUUCACUUCCUGUCAGCAGAGAAACACUGUGAUGUCAUCUUCCCCCAACUCAAGCCCCAAGCUGCAUGAUCUUUCAUCUUCUGCUUACAAGUGCAUCACCAACCCGGGCCACAGUCACCUAGGACUUCAGCAGCCCGCUGGAGGUGUCCCCACCGUACAGGAAGUGCCAAGGUCUAUAGUUGUGCACCCAAGUUCUCCAGAGCAAUCAUCUCUCAUCAUGCUGCAGCCGCAGGUGAGUCAACAUCUGAGCAGUAGCUGUUCCCUUGGUUACCAACAAACACUCUAUCCCAACAGUCCCUCUUCUCCAGUUCCAUCCGUUACCCAAGAGCCAACCUAUUUGCAGUCCUGCAGUCCAACUCACUCAUCCAUAAUGGGUCAACAGCAGCACCAACUGCCGAAGGUUCAAAGAAAUGAGUCUCCAACAAACCAACCACUGUCAUUGCCAGAGUUGCAUGAGGACAGUAAUCAUAAUUUGGCCCCUAUUCCUGUAAUGAUCAAGCGAGAACCUGAGGAAUUGGACCAGUUGUACCUGGAUGAUGUAAACGAAAUUAUCAGGAAUGACCUCUCCAGCACCAAUGUCCAUUCAGAGCUUGCAAUACUGGACUAGUUCAAAUCCAUAUACUUUUAGCUCAGCUGGUAUACCAGCUACAGCACAGAGCUGUCGUAACUGAAUAAACUGAAGUCAUUACCUGGUACCACUCUGAUCUUCCGCCUUACUGAAUGUUAGGAACUGAAGAUUUACCUCUUGCCUACAAAAAAGUAUCUCUUCAACCAACAAAACAUCUUCUUUAAAGAAAAUCAUCUCAAGAGGAGAAAAAAAGGGGAGGGAAUAAACUCUAAGGUGGCACAUUUCAUGGGAUAAAACUGGGAAAUUCAACAAAAGCUGAUGGCUUGUCCCCAGCAUUGAGCCUUUUGGCACCACUGGAAUUCAGCCCUGGAAGUGCCUUAUUUUACCAAAUUGUGGCAUCAGGACAUUUUUAAUAGGCUUUGAAUUUUCUACCAUAAAAAGUAUUUGUAGGUGCAGAAGCUAUAACGCUUGCAUUCUGGCAAUUGAUAUUUUAAAAAUCACAAGACAGCCGGUUGGAAAGGGAAUGACAUCCCUACUCAAAGUCAAAGACAUUUAUGAAUUCCAGAAUUUCUUCAGCUUUUCCUCUGCUGUAAUGUACAGCCUGUUGCCUUAUUCUCAGUGCAUUUCAAAAGCCUCCCGAUUUGUCAUCUCAGCUCUUUCUUUUUUUUCAUAUACUGUCCUUAUUCUCUGCUAGUGAAUCAUAGGAUUGUUAGUCAUAGCAUGUUAAGAUUUUGAUUUUAAUCUGGCUUCAGUCAUAGCACAAGUAUGUUGAAUAGCACAAAAUAAUAAGGUUGAUGGACAAAAAAAUUGAAAUCUAUCUAUUACACGAUAGAUGUAUGUGUAUGCAUGUACAUACAUUCUAGUAUAUAUGCAUAUAUUUAUAUAUGACAAGUAAUAUAGGUGAUUGCCUGGCGAGGGCACUGAAUUCAGCAAUAAUUUCCAUUUCUGUGAAUGGAUUUCAGAUCCCAAACAAUGUUUCAGCUACUUUUGUUGAUGGUUUGUAACACCUAAGACAGGUAUGCAUUUUCUUUCCUCAUGCAGUUAAGCAAGCACUUUAGACAGUCAAGAAAGAUGCAUACAAAAUACAUAAUUAUUUACCAAAUGGCAAAAUAUGAAAUAAAGAAAUUGUAAAUACCAUUAUGAAAGAGUGUAAAAUAUUUGUUCAAUUAUAAGAUUAUUAUUUCACGGAAGCCUUAUAAUUCUCUGCUACAUGUACGAAAAAUAAUAUUACCAAAAAACAAAUGUUUAAUAUGCAACGCUGUACAAUAUGUUUUCAGAUUAGCUAAUGUUUAUGGCGCACCAGAUAGGCUUGUAGCGUAGUCUUUAACAUUGUAUUUUGUACAAUCAAUUGCUUAUUAUAUAACUAGCAAUGACUUCUUAUUUCAUAUAACCAAAAAAAAAAAAAAGAGAGCAUGGUUUAAUUUAAAAAUGUUUAACGUUAAUAUUGUGCCUUAGGAAUCAGCGACCCCUACUGGAAAUAUGCCUGAACAACACCUCUGUGCUGAGGUCGUAACUAAUUAACCACAAUGUUAUAAAAAUUGAACAGAUUUCACAAAAAAGUGAAAUUCUCCUAAACAUUUUUUAAAUAUAUUAUUCUGUACAAUUAUGUCUUACUUUCUUUUUUUUUAAAAUAUUGAAAGCCAUAUAUGUCACAUUUGCACAUUACUGUGAAGACAUGAGAAUAUAAUAUGGCUCUAUGUACAUAUUAUGCUGUUUCUGGUCCUAAUAGUAGUCUGUAAUUCCCAAUCUGUUUAAUCCCAGUUAUUUACCCUGUGUUUAGCAUUGUAGAACUUGCAUGAAACAUUUCUUGUAGACUGCCACAUUAAAAAAAUAAAAAGUUUGACACAUGUCAGCUUAACUUGUAGUUAGAAAAAUAGAUCCAAUAAAGCAAGUCUGGAAGCUAGUGUUAGAGUGGUUCAUUUUAUGUUACCUUAAAAAAUCUUCCUUUCUCAUAUAAAAUAAGCAUUUUUACAUUAUAUACAUAUAUACAUAUAUAUCACACGCUCCUCUAUUUGAAGCUAUUUGCAUCCCGCUGCAGCCUACUAAUAUACUUACCUUAUUAGAGAAGUAAAUGCCUUUUGACAACAGAAUCACACUUUUUUUUCCUUCUUUUAAGAGACAUUACUGCCAAAGAAAUAAAAAUUGAUAUAUGAUAUAAUUCUCAGAUGCUGUUCACUCUGUACUUCAGAAAUGUCAAUAAAGUGUGAGUGGAGGAACCUAUUACAGAAAUAUCCUUGGUGAGGCUUUGAACCCCUCCUCCCACACACACACUGUCUGCAUUUCUGCAAUAACUUUAGCAAGAUAAUCAACUGUAUGUUUUGAAUAUGUUGCACCUCCUUUGUCCUUAAUUUUUAUUUUUCUUCUUUAAGCUAUUCUGAAAAAAAAAUCUGUUACUUUUAAGCCUGGAUAAUGGAAGAUUAUGCAUCUCUUGUAUAUGUAUUCAUAAAAUAAAAAAAUGCAAGCAGAAAUCUU
Malaclemys terrapin pileata is the source of this 5657-nucleotide messenger RNA. It is a transcript of the gene NFATC1, whose product is annotated as nuclear factor of activated T cells 1. Gene Ontology annotation, biological process: cytokine production; regulation of transcription by RNA polymerase II; calcineurin-NFAT signaling cascade. The transcript is spliced from 10 exons. The record is from RefSeq and is a predicted model, not a curated record. Gene Ontology annotation, molecular function: RNA polymerase II cis-regulatory region sequence-specific DNA binding; transcription factor binding; DNA-binding transcription factor activity, RNA polymerase II-specific. The coding region runs from base 360 to 3224 and encodes 954 amino acids. NCBI's taxonomy places the organism in Eukaryota, Metazoa, Chordata, Testudines, Emydidae. Gene Ontology annotation, cellular component: transcription regulator complex.